This is a messenger RNA of Clunio marinus, 195 nucleotides long. NCBI's taxonomy places the organism in Eukaryota, Metazoa, Arthropoda, Insecta, Diptera, Chironomidae. The record is from the annotation of a GenBank genome assembly.
AUGAACUUUCAAGUUUACAUUUCAUUAAACAUUCCUAAUUUAUGUUGCAGCAUGGUGCUAAUUGGACAGAUAACUUUACAUCUAUUUUGGAUUAAUGUGGAAUUAAGGAUGGUAAACAAACGUGUCAACAUAUUCAUCAUCACUAUUGCUUUCAUUCAAUGUUCUCAAACAAACAUACAUCAGCACGAGGGUUGA